This is a messenger RNA of Anthostomella pinea, 735 nucleotides long. The record is from the annotation of a GenBank genome assembly. NCBI's taxonomy places the organism in Eukaryota, Fungi, Ascomycota, Sordariomycetes, Xylariales, Xylariaceae.
AUGAACCGCCCAACCCAUGACAGCACCAGCAACGGUCCACCCAUGGCAGAUCAGUCCGCUCAACAUGGAGACGCCGACCAUGCUGUCACUCACGGGACCGCCCAUCACCCGGGUCAACUGGUCGGUACCCUUCCUCAGGGUGGCAACACCGGCACCCAGUACUGCCAAUUCUGCCAUGCCCCCAUGACCGCCUCCAACAGCCAUCAUGGGUGGAACAACAAGUGCAGCAACCAAGACUGCCACUGUGCUCGCCGCGGCAGCUUCUCCUGCCGCUGCCAGCCCGGAGCCAUCCAUCAACCUACCAGCUAUACCGCCAACAGGACUGGCGGGUAUACCCAGCCAGGCCAGAUGUACCAGGAUCGAUACGGUGCUGCCGACACCUAUGGCGCGAAUACGUCCCACUCUUGGGCACACCAAGGUGUCGUUCGACACUCUUCGUCGGUUGCCGCCGGGUACGGGUACCCCUAUGACACCGCCCACGCCCAGGUAUAUGGGCAUGGGCAUAGGCAUGAGUACGAUCCCUUCCCCUCUACGAGUUUAUACCAGGGGCUGGGCCCGGAGCAGGUGUACCAAGACACCCAACACAUCGGCAGCCACUUCGACGGCGUCAACCUCCCAGCCCUCUCACCAGAGGGACUCAUCGCCAUGAACCUCGUCCACGGCAACGGCAACGACAACGAGAACGAAGAAGACUUCGUCCCAGUCGAUAACCGCCAGGGGCGCAAACGUCAUUGA